Molecule: messenger RNA, 5254 nt
Organism: Osmerus eperlanus (European smelt)
Lineage: Eukaryota; Metazoa; Chordata; Actinopteri; Osmeriformes; Osmeridae
Gene: mtus1a
Product: microtubule associated tumor suppressor 1a
Exons: 15
Coding region: 242-4345 (1367 amino acids)
Cellular component (GO): nucleus; cytoplasm
Molecular function (GO): microtubule binding
Source: RefSeq, a predicted model, not a curated record
UAGAGGGCAAGACAAGCUCUAAUCAUGAAGAGUAUGACAUCACUUUUCGUCCAGGUGGUUUAAUCAGGAGAAGAAACACUUGGCUUUGACAACUGAAUUUCAAGCAGCCUACAGCGAAUGGCACAUGAUUAACUCCCAUGCAAGGAAAUAGGAUGUUCAUGGUUGGCCUGAAGUCGAUUUUCAGCGGCAAUUGGAUAGGUUACUAAUUGUGACAGAGUGGUUCUCCAUUCAUCCCAAGUCUAUGGAAGUGAAUGACUUAAGAAAAUCUCACGCACUAUACAUUGGAGAUUAUCUGCAGCAUAUAGUGUCUAAACACACUGCUCGUAUGUCAAGUGAGCAGAACCACGGGAGAACCAGGGCUAAGGCUUCUGCCCCCCACAGCGUCCUGCAGCUGGCUCUCUCAUCCGGGGAAAGAAACGCUAACUCUGGCCCCUGUCCCCGAGCCUCCUCCCCAGACUCCCAGAGGAGCCUGAGUGACAGAAGCACCAGCAGCCCUUCUGACAUAGACAUGCUGGAGGUGUGCCUCAGCCAGGGCUCCCCGGACGACCACCCCUCAAACAUGGACGCCAUUACCAACUCCACCUUCGUUCUCCCACCGCCACAAGUCACAGUGCCCGGGGAGUUGAAGGUGGAUGCAAGCCAGACCUCCGUAUUCAGCUGCAUGAGCAACACCAGUGUGGACAACUGGAAUGGUAACAUUAGUCUGGUGAUCAGUAACCUAGGGACCAGCCCCAGCGCCACCAGGGGGAACGAGGAGGUCAGGGGUGACAGAAGCGCGGCACCGUCCCCCAACUCGGCGGAGGGUGAGAGCUUGCGAGGUUCCGUGGUAGUGUUGCGGCGAGCCUCCAGCGAGAACGGCUGCUCGCUCAGCUCGGAGGAGAUGGUGAUGCGGAGCAACAGCUUCUGCCUGCAGGAGGACCAGCCUCUGGCCAUCUCUCUUCUGGAGGAGCCCUCCGGCUCCCCCGCCCUGGGACCCUGCUCCCCCGCCCUGCCCACCGAACUCAGCCUCAUGUCAGCCACCCUCCCUGAUGUCUGCGAGGGCCUCCUGGAGGGACAGAAGAACAUGCCUGCUCAGCAUUGCUGGGGAAUGACCUUCAUCCUGCCAGAGGACCACCAACUCCCCCCUGAAGAUGAUCCCUUGGUGCAGUCCGCCUCUCCAGGAGAUGUACCAUGUGAAAGGAAUGGGGGUCAUCUAAGGACCUUCCUCUGUGACGCUAACCCUGCCUCCACAGCUUAUGACGGUGUCUCCCUGGCCACUGUACCGUGCAGUAAGACUGUCUCUGAUGCAGAGCUGUGGCCCUACUUUACUGGAGGCUCCACCCCAGGGGAGGGCCAGACCGUCCUCCUCCAAGCCAAUGAGGAUCCUGACUCCAGUGACCAUGUCCAGACCUCCACCCCGGUGCAGAAUGUUGGGAACCAAACCAUCAGCUUCCCCAUACUCAAUGAGUCUCCCUUCACAACCAGCCCUGCCCCACACUCUGGCCCCAGGACUGCUGUCACCCCAAAACGGCGUCUGGUCGCCAGGCUGCCCCCUUCGACUGGCAGAAUCAGUAAGGCAGAGAUCAAGAGUUUCCGCAAGCCCGAUUUUAGCCGCAUCAAACCAAAGAUCAUGACCAGACCGGCCAGUCAGACAUCGAUGGCUAGCCCUGUUCUUGCUAAGGCUACAUCCCGCGACUCGGGUCAGGUGACCCUCCCCAGCAACCUGUCUCAAGGCAACAAGAGCACACCAACCACAAGUCCGCCUGUAGGGGUCGGGAAUAACAUUCAUCCUAAAUCUGAUGGUGACAGCCAGUUGAGCAAACCCCUAGCUGCAAUAGGAGAGUCCGCCGGAGCUCCUUAUUUUGGCAUGACCUUCAUCCAAUCCGAGGACCAGGAUCUGUCUCCGGCUACUGAGGAUGGAGAGCGUAGAGGCUCCGUGUGUGACGGCGUGCCGUCAGUGUGUGAGCAUGUUCCAGCAGCCCGCCCAGCUGGUCCAGAGGCGGGGCUUGUAGCCUCCAGGUCAGGACAACCUUCCUCAGGCCCCUGCCCUGGCAACCAGACCUUCUGCUUCCCCUCCCCAGAAUCCAGCGCCAGCAAGGAUCAGGACAGGCCCACAUCAGCCCGAGCCAAUGAGAGGAAGGAAGAAGUGCUGAACCACAACAGGAAGAGGACAAUUGUGACGUCCAAUCAGGAGAAGCCUCCCACGCCCGCGCUGCGCUCUCGUUGCUUUUCCGAGAGUUCCUCCGUAUCUCGAGUGAUUAGGGAGAUCAGAGGCUCCACCAGCUCCUCUUCCAGCUUCACCACCUCCAGGACCUACAACCUCCAGAGCCAAGCAAAACCAGACCUCCAGAACAGGCAUCACAGACAGCUGGAGGCCAGCAAGGCCACACCAGACAGACCCAGCCCUGGGUUCAGGAAGGUCAGCUUGGCGACGGCGCCCUCCAAGACGGCCGUGACGGCAGGAGGAGCGGCCUGCGAGGGGAGUAAGAGCCGACUGGGAGUGAGGCCAUCCCCCUUCAGAAUCGGGGGAGCACCACUGGCCAGCCCCUGCCCCAGACCUGCACCUCUAGCCCCCAGGCAGAGGCAGGGAGCCUGGGGCAGAGAUGGCUCCAGCAACCCUGGAGGCAUGGGCACACUGAGGACACAACGCACCUUCUCCUCCUCUGCAGGUAGUCAGAUGGCCCGCACGACCGAAGGGCCGUCUGUGGGGGCCCCUUCUGUGGGAGCUACCACAACCAAGGGUGGAACCAGGCCCCCCGUGAGCAGAUCCAGGCUCCUCCAGACCCCUGGCCGUGGCUCCACCCCAGUCCACCCCUCCACCCCAGCCUCCAGACUGCCCCACAAGCCCCAGGCUCAGGGACCUCCCAGGAGCCACCCGUCCAAGACCAGCGAGCACAGCUUCAGCACAGGAAGCACACACGCUUCUGGGGGUCUUGGCCAGAGUUCUGCUGGAAGACCCAGCUCUUCCACAACCCCCGUGUUGAGAGCCAGGCUCCUCACACAACCAGUGAGGAGCACAGGAUCCGCCUCAGUAGCAGUAUGCAAGACCACGGCGUUGUCCAAUCAGACGGCCAGUCCUCUGAAGAGAACCGCCUCCUCCAGGCUGGUCAAUCCCACAGCCUCUCUACCAGUGGACAAGAACCGGCCCAAGGCAAACCCACGGAACCAGCCUCCAGCGCAGCCGAAGCCAACGCCCGCGCCUCCAGCCCCCAGCCAUGGGCACCCGGACCUGGUGCUUAUGGCGGGUAGGACGAGGGGCCCUGCGGAGAGCUACCAGGCCCAGUGGGAGAAGCACAAGCAGCUCCGAGGCCUCCUGGCCAGCAGUGACUGCAGGUUCGAGGCCGUGGUCGUGGUUCUGCAGCAGGCCCUGGCACAGCGUGACGAGGCCAUGAAGCGACGCAAGGAGCUGUCCCAGGAGAUGAUCGCCCUGAAGGGAGAGCUGGUGAGCUCUUCCCACACCUGCGACCGUCUGAAGCAGGAGAAGGAGGAGGCUCUGUCCACCAUGGAGGAGGUGCUGCUGAAGGUGCAGGAGCAGCACGGCAGCCAGCUGGCCCAGCUGGAGGACAGGCUGCAGACCUUCUACCAGGCAGAGUGGGACAAGGUCCACCUCACCUACCAGCAGGAGGCUGACAAGUACAAGGCCUUGAUGGAGCAGCAGAUGGGGGAGCUGAGGGCCACUCAUGAUGACCUGAGACAGAUGCUGGAAAACAGACACUCAGAACAACUCCAGAGUGUCCAAAAGCAGUAUGAAGACUCGCUGGAGGAGAUGAGGACGACUCACAAGCAAGAGCUGCAGACUUUAGAGAGAACACUGAAGGAGGCUGAGGCCACUCUGUCUGGCCAGAUCCAGGAGCUGACAGCCGAAAACGGCACUCUCAGCCAGAGGCUGAAGGCGGAGGAGGACAGGAGGAGGGAGCUGGCUGACAAGAACCAGAAGGACUCCCACACCCUGUACCUGGAGCAGGAGCUGGAGAGCCUCAAGGUGGUGCUGGACAUCAAGAUCAAGCAGCUGCACCAGCAGGAGAAGAAGCUCAUGCAGAUGGACAAGCUGAUGGAGAAGAGCGUGAAGCUGGACGAGUGCCUUCAGAAGGUCCAGCAGGAGAAUGAGGACCUGAGAGCCCGCAUGGACAGACACAGUGCCCUGUCAAGACAGCUGUCUACGGAGCAGGCUGUUCUCCAGGAGUCGCUCCAGAAGGAGUCCAAGGUCAACAAGCGUCUUUCCAUGGAGAACGAGGAGCUCCUGUGGAAGCUCCACAACGGCGACCUGAGCAGCCCCCGCAAGAUGUCCCCCACCUCGCCCGCCCUCAGCAUCCAGUCGCCCCGCAGCUCGGCCAUCUUCUCCAGCCCCCCCGUCUCACCCAGAUAACGACGGCCCUCCGCUUCCUGGAAGCAGCCUCCCCCCCUACCCUCCUCCUAUCCACUCUCCAAUCGGAAUGAGCCAUCCCUCCAUACUUAGAAGCUACAUUAGCUUAGCACCCUGUUGCCGUGGAGACUCCUGCUCCAGAAGGGGUCCUAUUGACACUCUGUACAGGUGACUGACCCAGCUCAGAGGACUGACUGUUGCACAGAACACUUACCGAGGGAGGAUGCCCUUGUUCUAUGCCUUUCUCGUCUGAUACCAUAGGUGGAAAAUAAGGAACUCUCAGGACGUGUAUAUAUUGAGACACUAUUUUUGUUACUUAUUGAUUGGCCGCUAAUGCUUGUUUUCCUGUUUUGAAGCUUCAAGCGGUCAAGCUUGUUCGCACGCACCCACACAAUCACAAACACACACACUCAUCAGUGCUCUUGAUAAGUGUUUGUUCAGACUCUGAUGACCAAAGGCAGACCUGUAUGUUGAGGAGAACAGUUAUAUAAGCAUGGCUAUGAAUCCCUCCAUGAGAUUAUGUAAGACUCCUAAUGUGAAUGUCCAUUCAGGAAUGAUCUUUUGGCCCUUUUUUUGUGUCAGCUGUCAUUCUACCCAUGUUAUCCUGUAAUCUAUUCCAAUUUGACAAAUCACUGUAGAUUAGAAAUCCUCUUCAACAAUAUUUGCAUCAAUAUUGCAUUGCUAAUAUAGUGUAGUGACGCACAUGUAAAGUGCAUCUAUGCCUAGCAGCAGUCACCAUGGAGAUUGAAUCUAGACAGACCAUGAACACCAAGCUGCAUCUUUUUUCAUUGCUUGUAUUCCCCAACACGUUUUAAAGAUCCAUCGAUGAUCCAUCCAAUCGAAGAUCUAUCAAUGUUCCAACCGUAAAAAUGUUUUGCCACAGGUUUUAAGGAGUUUUAAAGUCAACCUCUC